UACCUUAGAUCCGGCAGGUCAAUCCACUAAGUUCACGGCAAACAGAUAAGUCCGCAUCAAAUAGAAUCUCCCAUGUCAGGUGCUUUAAAAGUACCGUCUCAUGAUCAAACUCUCCUCAAUAAACAGGAAACCUAAGCACAAAGAAGAGAGAUUUCGCAACCGAAGAGCGAGGAAAGCGACAGCAUCCAGGCCGCUCCUCAGCCACCUCUAGGGUAGUGGCCAUGGCUCAGCAACCAUUACAGCCUACGGGUCCUUCCACUCCAUCCCUCCAAGAUUUUGCUUAUGGAGAGUUCACCUACCUACCGGAAUCUGAAGUGGACUGGAAUUCUAUGCCGAGCUUUGCUGAGGGCAAUUAUGAUCUGCCCCUUGAUUCUCCAAUCGUCGCAUCAUCUCCUCAUCCCUCUGUCAAUGGAAAGAGCACAAUCAGUGUUUUGCCAAGGCAUCAGACCCAGCAGCCCCCUGCCACCUUCAAUUCUUCUCAGCUUCCCGGAGAUGAACUACCCAAUCCGCAAAUGCAGCAGAAUGGUUUUAUCUCACCGAUGCAAGGCAAUGGUCUAAAUCCCCAAGCUGGAUGUGAGGGGCAACUUCCAUACUGGGCUGGAAAAGCCGUCUACGGAAGGCAUGAUGGGAGCACCCACAGUUUGUGGAACACGAACUUUACUCCCGGUGGAUAUUUUCCCCAACAACCAUACUUCACGAAUACAGGCAGAGCGGUUUCUUUGCCUGUUGGAGGAGGAGGCUUUUCCCGAGCAAUGAAUGGUACUAUUUCAAAUGGCAGAAUGGCGAUUCAAGUUAGUAACCCCGAUUUCUCAUCGGCAAUGAUGGACGAUCCAAGACAAAAAACGUUCAAUUAUAUUCGUAAUGGAUGGCAACCUAGUGCAACUAAUCAACAGAGCCUCCAACAGAUCAACAGGACGAAUGUAGAGAACAUGACUAACAAUUCGACUUCUCGAUCAUGCAAUUGCAAGAAAACCAAGUGCAACUCACGACACUGUGGAUGCUUCGCAGUAGGAAUUUAUUGCCAGACGACUUGCAAAUGCCAAAAUUGCCUUAAUGAUCACAAAUCCAAAGACAAAAUCAUGGAGGCCCGGCAAAGUGUCUUGUCCCGUGACAGUGCUGCAUUUGAGCCAAGAGUUAUCAACAACACUGAAAUUCUUGCACAGGAACAAGGAAACUAUGUCAGCACCACAUCUACUGCGAGGCAUAGAGUUGGAUGCAACUGCAAGCAUUCCUUGUGCAAGAAAGGAUAUUGUGAAUGCUAUCAGGCCCGUGUCAGAUGCUGUGAUGCAUGCCGGUGUGAAGGUUGCAGAAAUACUUUUGGCGUGAAAAGCGGGAGUAGAGAGCUGGCGAAUUCAUUGGAACAGAUUGCAAGGCACCCAUCAUUCGCCGAAGCGCAAAACAUUCAAGGAAAUUAUAUGGCCGAACCAUUGUCUGCUCCUACUCUUUUGCACCCUUUGGCGACCAACACACCUCAGUUGCCCUAUAGAAGGGGACAAGAUAACCAUUUCACCACGGUGAGCUUCGGUGGCCCAACUCAGGAGAUCAACUUGCAGUUACCAGGCUUUAACGGGCUAUCCGAAAGCUACCCCAUAUCGAACUCGCAAGAUCUUUCUGCUUUUCCUCUUCCAAACUUCUUCCAAGGUAUUACCCAGUCGGUUGCAGCAGUUACGCAUGCGGAGCGCCAACUCGGUACUGCAGGGAUUGCACCAGGGGAAGCUAGCGUUCAAGAUGAUCCGGGAAAAUCGGGUCAUACUUGAGCAGAGUAGGGGGCGGGUUUACGACGUUUAGCAGAGGAAGCCAUUGAUCGAAUUGAACAUGGACAUCUGUCUAUUACUACUACAUCAGAGAGGGCUAAUUGGUGUGACUUUUGUUUUCUGUUUUUGCCCGUACUCCAAUGAUUGUGUUAAUUAUAAACCAAUAAAUCGUAGGUAUAUUAUACGACGUAAUUC
Messenger RNA from Punica granatum (pomegranate), 1949 nucleotides. Lineage: Eukaryota; Viridiplantae; Streptophyta; Magnoliopsida; Myrtales; Lythraceae. The record is from RefSeq and is a predicted model, not a curated record.